AUGUCUGACGCCGGAAGAAAACCAAUUCAUACUAAAGUUUCUGAAUCAUUAACUCCAGAAUCAGACAAAUCAACUUUAGAAAAAGCUAAAGAAGGAGUCACCAAUAAAGCCGAUCAAUUUGCUGCCAACCACACCAGUGACAAUAAUAAAUCAUUUUCACAAACUGUUGCUGAUGAUGUAACCAAAGGUAAACAUGACGCUGAAAAUUCAAUUGACAAGGAAAAAUCUAAAGCAUCAGGUGAAGGUCAAAGUUUAGCUGAAACUGCUCAAGAAUAUGUUGAUGCUGCAAAAGAAGAAAUCUCAAAAGCUGCUGAAUACGUUUCAGGUGUCGUUACUGGUGCUACUGAAGGUGCUGAAACUGGCGCUGAUAGUGUCACCAAAAAGUAA
Messenger RNA from Lodderomyces pseudojiufengensis, 387 nucleotides. It is a transcript of the gene HSP12, whose product is annotated as Hsp12p. The coding region runs from base 1 to 387 and encodes 128 amino acids. Lineage: Eukaryota; Fungi; Ascomycota; Pichiomycetes; Serinales; Debaryomycetaceae. The transcript has a single exon. The record is from RefSeq and is a predicted model, not a curated record.